CAUCUCAUCAACCAUCGCACCUUCUCCUCCUCCCUAUUCCAAACAUUCACUUCUCCAAUGGGUGGCACUAAAAUUCAUCUUGCUUUAAGCAUAAUAGUAUUUAGUCUUCUCAUCGGUAAUGGUUCUACUUACGAGUUCAAGGUUGGAGGCUCAGUCGGAUGGACAGUUCCCGCAGAUUCUAAUCCUGUCGACUACAAACAUUGGGCAGAAAAGAAUCGGUUUCAAAUUGGAGACACACUUUUGUUUACAUAUGGAGGAAGCAACGACUCUGUUCUAUAUGUAACAAAGGAAGACUAUGACAAUUGCACCACAUCGAAUCCAAUCGACACGUUCACCAAUGGUUACAGCGUGUUUAAGUUCCAACAUUCCGGACAUUACUAUUUCAUAAGUGGAAACAAAGAUAACUGUCUUAAAAAUGAGAAGAUUGAGGUUAUUGUGUUGGCUGAUCGGAACAACAAGUCAGCACCUCCUUCCCCUGCUCCGGUUGGCGAGAAAUCUCCAUCUCCGCCGCCAAAUAGAUCGUCGGAGGACGAUAAUCCUUCACCAGCUCCCAAUGUUCAACAAGACAUACCUACUUCAAAUACAGCAUCUUCAACCGUUAUGAGUUCCAUGGGAGCUUUUAUUAUUGGUUCAUAUGUUAUUGUUUCUUUUGUCUAAAUGAUUCCUUGUUUUGAGGAUCCUCUAAAUAAAAUAAAAGAUCAUGUAUAUUAUUUAUAUUUUUUUUGGUU
Molecule: messenger RNA, 728 nt
Organism: Impatiens glandulifera
Lineage: Eukaryota; Viridiplantae; Streptophyta; Magnoliopsida; Ericales; Balsaminaceae
Product: early nodulin-like protein 1
Exons: 2
Coding region: 58-657 (199 amino acids)
Cellular component (GO): plasma membrane
Molecular function (GO): electron transfer activity
Source: RefSeq, a predicted model, not a curated record